Messenger RNA from Culicoides brevitarsis, 4476 nucleotides. Its product is annotated as 3'-5' RNA helicase YTHDC2-like. The transcript is spliced from 4 exons. The record is from RefSeq and is a predicted model, not a curated record. Gene Ontology annotation, cellular component: intracellular anatomical structure. Lineage: Eukaryota; Metazoa; Arthropoda; Insecta; Diptera; Ceratopogonidae. The coding region runs from base 378 to 4313 and encodes 1311 amino acids. Gene Ontology annotation, molecular function: protein binding; helicase activity; RNA binding.
UUUACGUAAAAAAUGAUUUGAAUUCAACCGACGACCAAUUUUAAAUAAAAAUUCGAUUCGAAAUUUGAUACCUGGAUGAAACGUCAAAAACUUGCUCACACAAAAGCGCGAUUUUUUUAGUCUUAUUCGCAAUAAAUUGUGGAUUUUAGAAGAGUUAAGCUUUAAUUUUCAGCUUUUUUCGGAUAAAAAAGUUCUUGAAGAGGUAAAUUUUUGUGAUUUAAUGAAAUUUUACCGAAACAUUUGCGAAAUCAUCAAAAAAAUCUACUUUUAUUAGGUAACUCACAAUUCCAACAACAACAACUGAUGUAAACAAACAAAAUUAGAGAAAGCCAAAAACUAAAAUUAGAUUUACGAGACAAAGAAAAUAUCUCUGAACGAUGGCUCCGCGCAAGAAAAAGGAAGAAAACCCUCCGAUAGUGGAGCAAAGUGUCCGAAUGGCAACAGAAACCAUGAUAAAUGACUUUAUGAAGGACCAUGAAAAGACAGAGCUGACCUUUCCGGCCGAUUUUACCAACACGGAGCGUCGAUAUGUGCACGAAUAUGUCAAAAAAUACGGAUUGAAGUCAAAAAGUCAUGGAAAAGGUCAAAGUCGUAUCCUGACGGUGUUUAAACAAACAAAAAAUACGCAAUUGUCGGAAGAUCUUUUCCUCGAUUGUACCGGAACUUCACGGAACACCAUUUAUCAGCUACUUAAAGAGAAUCCCCUGAGUUUCAAGGAGAAAUGUGACUUGAAGAAGCCAUUAAAGGCAAAUCUGAAUAGUCCAAAGUUGUUUCCGUACCGCAUUAGUGUCGGUCAGAUGAAUGCUCCUCACUUGCAAAUUCCGCCAUAUCCGAGCAAUUUGGCGCCUGCAACUGUCUCGCAACGCAUGAGUCUUCCCAUCUUUCCGUAUCGCUCGAAAAUUAUCGAAACCAUUCGAAAUUCGCGUGCUGUCGUGAUUUCUGGCGAAACAGGAAGCGGCAAGACGACGCAAGUCCCGCAAUAUAUUUUGGAAGACGGAGCCGAAUGUCGGGUUCCGUACCGCAUUAUUUGCACGCAGCCACGACGAUUGUCGGCGAUUUCGAUUUCGGAGCGAGUGGCGCAGGAACGGAACGAAAAACUCGGUUCAACAGUUGGUUAUCAAAUUCGGUUGGAGAGUAAGAUUAGUCCGUCGACGAAUUUGAUUUAUUGUACGAACGGCGUUUUGUUGCGGUGUCUCAUGAGCGACAAGCCCGAAGUGGUCUUCAAAUAUAUCACGCACGUGAUUGUCGAUGAAGUUCACGAACGUGAUAAAUUUUCGGAUUUUUUGCUUAUUUCGUUGAAGCGAGCUAUGCAAGCUGUGCCACAUAUCAAGGUGAUUCUCAUGUCCGCCACCAUCGAUUCCGAAAUUUUUACCAAAUACUUUUUCGAAUGCCCGUUAAUUGAAGUACCCGGAAAAAUGUUCGAUGUUCAGCUCAACUACUUGGAGGACGUUUUAGUGGAAAUUGGUUACACAAAUGAACGAAUUGAGCAGAUGCGUCGCUCUUUGAAGGCUGAUGCCACAAUUACUGAUCCCGUUAAGCGAGAAACCCAAGUGGAUUCCAGCGAAAAACUCCUCUCGGCAAUUGAAUCAGUCAAUUUGGAUGACGAUACCCGAGAAUUUGCUGACGAAGUACUUUCAGCGCUGCUCAAUGGCGACGACGAGAGCAUGGAAGAGCAAUUUAUUUAUCUAAUAGCAGCGGAAAAUCUCGACGUGGAUUAUUUCCACACAGAAUAUAACGUAACUGCAUUGAUGAUUGCCACAGCCAAGGGAUCGCAAUCCUUCAUUCAAGUCUUGUUGGAAGCCGGUGCGAAUCCAGAUAAGAAAAAUCGCGCUGGAAAAUCAGCGAUGGGAAUGGCAAAAGAGAAGGGAGAUGCGGAAAUUGUUCAAUUGUUGUUGCCGUAUUCCGGAAAAGGCGAAGAUCACAAAGUGGUGAAAAGUAAUCCGCUCGAGGAAAAAAAGCUGGCUACGAUGCUGCUAGAUGGAUAUUUGGCUGAAAACAUGGAAGAUACGAUUGACCACAAUCUUCUGUGUAAACUCAUCUCGCACAUUCACCGAAACAAGCCAAACGGCAGUAUUUUGGUCUUUUUGCCCGGUUAUGCUGACAUCCUGGAACAAGCGGAGAAGAUUCAAACGGAACUAAAUGCCAACGAAUAUCGUCUGUUCAUGUUGCACAGUAACAUGCAAACAGGCGACCAAAAAGGCGUCUUUAAUCGCAUGACCGGAAAUAUUCGUAAAAUUGUGUUGGCGACAAAUCUUGCUGAAACUUCGAUCACAAUUGAUGACGUCGUUUAUGUGAUUGACUCGGGACGCGUGAAACAACAAACAUUUGAUGCGAUUUCGGGUUCGUCACAACUCGCGGUUUGUUGGUGCUCGAAAGCUUGUGCGAAGCAGAGAGCUGGACGCGCAGGAAGAUGUCAAGCUGGCAUCUGUUAUCGGCUUUAUAGUUCGACGCGGUUUGAUACGAUGGAGGGUUACACUUUGCCAGAAUUGCUGCGUGUGCCACUGACGGAAAUUUGCAUUCAAGCAAAAUUGAUAGAGACGGAAUUAACAAUUGGGCAAUUCUUGGAGGAAGCUAUCCAACCACCGAGUAGCUUUAAUGUCAAGCAGAGUAUACAGAUUUUGCAGGCAAUCGGCGCACUAGACGAAGAAGAAAAUAUCACAGACCUUGGAUUGCGACUUGGAGACCUUCCCAUCGAUGUCCGUCUUGGCAAAAUGUUGCUCUAUGGCAUCAUGCUCCGUUGCUUAGAUCCCGUUUUGACGAUCGUCAGUGCACUUUCAACAUCCGAUCCCUUCACACUUCCCACACAAUCAUUCGAACGUGGCAAGGUAAUGGGCAUCAAACGUCACUUGUCCGAAGAUUCCUUCAGCGAUCACUUGUUACUGCUCCGCAUCUACCAGAAAUGGAGUCGCGAGAAAACCAUGCGCAACGAAAGACGAUUUUGCCAACAAAAUUAUCUCCGGUACGGUACUUUGGACAUGAUUUCAGGAGUGCGUUCGCAAAUUCUCGGCCAAUUACGCUCAAUCGGCUUCAUCCGUCCUUACGGCCCGGGAAAUAUUCGUGACUUGAACCAACAUUCGUCGAGCUGGGCCAUGGUGAAGGCUUGCAUCGUUGCUGGACUGUAUCCGAAUAUUGCGCAUGUGGAUCGCAAAAAGGGGAUUAUGAAGUCACGAAAUGUCACAAAAAUGGGAAUUCACAUGUCGUCCGUGGUUAAACAGAGAUCCACUGAUAAACGUGACUCUUUUGAUAAAUUGCCCACCGAUUGGAUUGUUUACGAAGAAAAGGUCCGAAUUUCUCGUUUUUGCUUGACACAAACGAAUACAGUGGUGACACCAAUGGCAGUGGCCCUCUUUGCUGGCUCCUUGGCUUUGAAUGAGAACAAAAGUCUCGUUCCCUAUACGACUCCAAGUGAGGACGAUAGUUCCGAGGAAGACGAAAUUUCGAAUCGAUACCGGUUUCUCAUUGAUGACUGGUUAAAUUUUGUUUGUGACACGCAAACGGCAUUCUUGAUCUUCAACUUUAAGCAAAAGUUGAGUGCGCAAUUUUUGCGUUUCUUGAGCGACUCACGAGAUUACUUCAAAAAAGCACAAAAUAACAUCGUCCUCGAGGCACUAAGUAAAAUCCUGGCAGACGAAGAAGCCGCUUAUUACUUGCCAAAGUUGAAGGAUAUUGACGAGAAGCCACGCGCGAAUCAAAUAAAUUACGAAAUUAUCAAAAAUCAGACUGAAAAUAUUCGUACUUCGACUCCCGUUUCAACAAGCGAAUCACAACAACGGCAAAACAACCAACAGCCCUCUCCGUCGCAGACAUCUCAUCAACAACAGCAUCACGCUAAUCAACGAGGUCGUCAUCAGCGUCAAUCUCAACAGCAAAUUCAGCAGCAGCCAAGUCGUUACAACAACAAACCACGACAAAAUUCCAGCAAAAACACUUCUUCAGUCCGAAUGCGAUGUUUCAUUGUCAAAGCGGCAUCCCGGGAACAAGUUGUCGAUUGUGUCCGUAACGGUCGUUGGGACUUUUCCUCGUCAAUUCGAUCGCAACUCAUUCGCAUGGCGCGUCAAAGCAAGAAUGCCAAGAUUUAUAUUCUCUUCAGUGUGCCAUUGAGCAAGUUUCUGUGUUGCCUCUCGGAAUUUUAUCUGGACAACGAUCAAAUCGCAUAUCGCCUCAUCGACGAACGACAAUUCAAUUUUUCGUAUUUGCGAAAUGUGCUGAACGGAUCUAACUUGCAAUAUUCCAAACAUUUGGACGAAUUUCUCGACGGCGAGGAGAUUCCACAGGAAAUUGCAACUUUUUACUAUAAUUUGAUCGUUAAAUAAGUUACUUUAUUUAUUUAUUUUUGUCAACAAAAAGGAGAUUAUACUUUGGAAAAAAGUGAAAGUUUAUUUUUGAAAAUAUUAAAUGUGAAAUUGUUCUCUAGAAGAGAAACUGUAAGUCAGGCUGCUACAAAUUUAUUUUGAACUUUUUGUACCGAAAAUAAAA